Molecule: messenger RNA, 1653 nt
Organism: Ostreococcus lucimarinus CCE9901
Lineage: Eukaryota; Viridiplantae; Chlorophyta; Mamiellophyceae; Mamiellales; Bathycoccaceae
Exons: 2
Biological process (GO): double-strand break repair via synthesis-dependent strand annealing; interstrand cross-link repair; replication fork reversal
Molecular function (GO): four-way junction helicase activity; hydrolase activity; ATP binding
Source: RefSeq, a predicted model, not a curated record
AUGGAUCCGGAAGCGAUUCAAACGUACGUCUAUCCGGCGCAGAUUUCGCGGCGUGAUUAUCAGUUUGACAUGGCGCGUAACGCCCUGCUGACGAACUCACUGGUAUGCCUGCCCACGGGUUUGGGCAAGACGCUCAUCGCGGCGGUGGUGAUGUACAACUAUUACCGAUGGUUUCCCACGGGGAAGAUUAUUUUUAUGGCGCCCACGCGACCUUUAGUGGAUCAACAGAUGUCAGCGUGUCACACCGUGGUGGGGAUUCCCGCCUCUGACACCAUCGUAUUGAUGGGAAGCACGAAGAAGGACGACAGCGGAUCGAGACGAGACUUUUGGCGAGAGAAACGUCUCUUCUUUUGCACCCCGCACACGGUAGCGAACGAUUUGGAAAGCGGCGAUUUGGACGCCAAACAAAUCGUGUGCGUCGUCGUCGAUGAAGCGCACCACGCGCGAGGACAGUACGCUUCCGCGGAAGUGCUUCGUUUACUUCACGAACGAAAAGUGAGAUUUCGUUUAUUGGCGCUCACGGCGACGCCGGGGCAAGGAUUGGACGAAGUUCAAAAAGUCGUCGAGACGCUGCGCAUCGGACGUAUCGAUUUCAGAAGCGACCAAGACCCCGAUGUUUCGCGUUACACGCACAAGCGCGAGAUGACUGUGGAAAAGGUCAAGCCCGAUCAGGCGAUGUCUCACGUGCAGGACAUGCUGUGCGAGCUACUGCGCCCGUGCUGCGCGCAACUCGUCAACAUGGGCGCGCUCGGCGAAGCGGGCUUUCGAAUGUUGACGUUUAUUAAAAAUAAAGCCACAAACGGGGCAUCGCGCGUCGAACCACCGGCGUGGUUCACGCUGCAAUCCGCACAGCAGGCGAUAUAUAGAAAUCAGCACCAAACCGCGAUGGAACUCAGUAAGGCGUACGAGCUUUUGCUCAAGUACGGCGCCAAGAGCGCGUACGAUUACAUCGAUAAGCGCGGUCGAGACAAGAGCAACACGCUCGUUCAUCGCAGCGACCCAGUAUCAGUAGAGUUGGUGGAUUUGAUUCGUUCGAUGUCGUCAAACGGCGCACAUCACUCGCCAAAACUCGACAGAUUGACGUCGAUUCUAAAGCAACACUUCAGAGACGCUACGGCGGAUACGCGAGUGAUCAUUUUCACAUCGUACCGUGAAAGCGUCAAGGACAUCGUUCAAGCCCUUCGCGAGGUCCCCGCUGGCGAGGACACCGCGUGCAAGAUUAAAGUUGCAGAGUUCGUCGGUCAGGGCGAUACGGGCGCGACGGGUAAGAAACGGGCGCCUGGUGCUACCUCGCGCGGUACUAAGGGACAGACGCAAAAAGAACAAAAGCAGACGCUGGACGAUUUCAGAGCCGGAACGCUGAACACACUCGUGGCGACAUCCAUCGGAGAAGAGGGAUUGGACAUUCCGAGCGUAGAUUUGAUUUUUUUCUUUGACGUCGUUGAUACCAUUCGUGCCAUUCAACGAAUGGGUCGAACUGGUCGAGCGCGCGAUGGCAAAGUCGUCAUUCUCGCGACGGAGGGUAAAGAAUACGCCAAGUUUACGAGCGAGCAGAAAAAGUACGAAACUUUGAUGACGUGCCUACGAAUGCCAGAAACGCACUUUCGGCUCGACAAAAAGUGUCCUCGCAUCGUUCCAGAUGGCGUGACACCG